GACUAGAGGCCUCCCACCAUGGAUUCCAGGAAUUGAUUCAGUAUUUCAAAAAGAGGCCUUACUCAUAUCGAAUGCCGUAGUAAUUUAAUUUUCUCUUGUCUGUGGGAUGGAAUUGGCGUAUGUGGAGAAGGAAGUACUGUAUUUGUUGUAUUAGCUGUCUACUUGUGUUUCCUUUUGAGUACUAUAAACAUAACCACAUAAAUGCUAUAUAUUAGAGAGCAAAAAAACUGAAUGUUUUUUAUAAUAUAAAACUAGUUGAUUUAACAUGAAAUAAUAACUGGUAAAAAGAUGUAACUGGGCUGUUGCAAUUUGGACUACAAAGAGGUCCUUUAAGGGUUGUCGUAGCACACGCGACAAUAGGGCAACCAAUGCAAUCCCUGAAUAAAAUGUCAUAUUUCUUCAAACGAAAUGAAAUUAAACGUUCCCUAAAAUAAAGGGGGCAUCCAUUGACAGAGUCCACUCGAUCUAUAUUACUUCGUUCCAGGCCAGAAUUGUCAAAUACAACAACAUUGAGCGCAGGACGCUGUCAGGCAUCAGUAGGGCCGUAUUCCCGCUUGCUUUUCCGCCACAGUUCAAACUGGCAGUUGUGCUGGUUAUGGGUGCUUCUCAUCCACCGGCUGUCACACAAAUUGGAUUAUGUUACAGACGACACAAUGUUUACAAGUAUCGAGUAUUGCUCAAACACAAGUGUAACGUUCCUGAUAGUACCCUAUCACUAACGUAGCUAGCUAUUUUUUGCUUGAAAACCAGCUCGAGCUCAUCAACUGUUACUGUGAUGUCUCUGCCUCCAGAGAAAGCUUCCGAACUGAAGCAAAUCAUUCGCAACCAUCUGCUCAAGAUGGACAUCCACGGGAGGAUCCGAGAGGUGCUGGCCGAGACUGUGAGGGAUGUGCAAGGCCCGGCACAUCGACCGCUGUCUGAGACGGAUUUCCUACACGCUCUGCAGCGCAGGGGCAUCAUAGAGGACGUGAUGAAGGACCUGCACUUUACCCAGGAAGACACAACAGAUGCUGAAACAGGGUCCCCUCCAAAGCCUGCUACUCACUUUGUUGACAAGAAUAUUACUCCGCUCAAAAAAACCAAUAUUGACCCUUCCAGGCGGCACUUGUACGUCCAAGUGCUUGGCGGUAAGGCCUUUUUGGAGCACCUCCAGGAGCCAGAGCCUUUACCCGGUCAGGUGUGCUCUACGUUGACGCUCUACCUGCACUUCCGCAACCAGAGGUUCCGCUCGAAGCCGGUGCCCUGCGCCUGCGAACCUGACCUGAAGGAGGGUUUCCUCCUAGAGAUCCGCAGAGACGGCACAGGUGAGGGCAGUAAAAUGGUGGACGCCACCACCAUGCUGUCUCUGUGUGACCCGGUUCACUUGGUGCUGAUCAGGACGGACACCUCCGGUGAGACGGAGCUGGUCUCGUCCUACUUCCUGGACUGGAGGGCGGUCCUCGGCUCGCCCAGCGGGAAGACCUGCUUUGCCAUGGAGCUGAUGGGAGUUGGAAGUGAAUGCAAAGUCCCGGCUGGUGUUCUGACCGUCAGUCUGGAGCUCUACCCUCCUCUCACAGAGACUCUGAGCGCUGCCGUCAUCAGCACACAGCAAUCACUGGAGAGGCAGAGGACGGCAGAGAAGGAGAGGCUCUUCUUGGUUUAUGCCAAACAGUGGUGGAGGGAGUUCCUUGAGAUACGUCCAUCAAACCAAUCCAAAAUGGUCAAGAUCUUUGCCCAGGACGAGAACGGCGCCAACCGGCCGACGUGUUCUUACGUGCGUGUUCUGCGGGCGGGCCGUCUGCUGGAGAGCCCCCGACAGGCGGCCCGCUUUGUCAGCCUGCUGGCCCACGAGAAGGCCCCAAUGGUGGGAGGAGGAGGAGGAGGCAAGCAGGAGCAGUGGUGCUCAUUAAUGGCUUUCCUGUGUAGAGGGAAGGGGGACUGCGAGGACCACGCCGCCCUGCUGUGCAGCCUCCUGCUGGGCUUUGGCCUGGAUGCGUACGUGUGCGUAGGCACCAAAGCCAAGGCAACGCCCCACACCUGGGUCCUGACCCGCGGCACUGAUGGGAGCAUCACCUUCUGGGAGAGUCUGACGGCACACAGAUACCUGCACCGGGCCAUAGACCCGGAUGCCCCGCCCCUGGCCCCCCAGCCCAAACCCUCCUCCCCCUACCGCACUGUGGGCUGCGUCUUCAACCACCAGACCUUCCUGGCCAACUGCCAGCCCUCCGACGCUGUGGAGAUUUGCGUCUUUGACUUCCAGAAUCAGUCUCGGUGGAAGGCGAUGAGCGAAGAGGCUCUGAAGUCCGUUUGCGCCCCGGGCUCCACCGCCUCUCUGCCCCCUCUGCCUCCACUCUGUGCCCCAUCUCUGGAUCCGGCUGCUGCCAGCAACCAGCUGGAGCUGGAGAUGCGCUUCCUGGUUUCCGAGCACAGGAAGGACCUGGAAGUGGCGACCGUGUGGGACGACCACCUGUCCUACCUGCUGUCCUCGGCGCUGUCGGCCUACGAGCUGGAGCGCUGCACCGGCGUCUCGUGCGGCAACGAGGAGUUCCAGGACGCGGUGAGGAGGGCGGUGCCGGACGGGCACACCUUCAAAGGCUUCCCCAUCCACUUCUUGCACCGCAAUGCUCGCAGAGCCUUUGCCACCUGCCUCAGGUCUGUGUUCUGUGAGGAGAUAGUGUGUUGCCGUGGCGACCAUGUGAGGCUCGCGGUCCGCGUCCGUGUGUUUGCCUACCCGGAGAACGCAUGUGCAGUGUGGCUCAUGUUUGCAUGUAAAUACCGCUGUGUACUCUGACCAUCGCACAGACGGUCCCCAAAAAGUACCAGACAGAAGGGAAACCACAGGCCUGGUGCUAGUCCAUCAGAGGACCUGGUGCUAGUCUAUCAGAGGACCUGGUGCUAGUCUAUCAGAGGACCUGGUGCUAGUCUAUCAGAGGACCUGGUGCUAGUCUAACAGAGGACCUGGUGCUAGUCCAUCAGAGGACCUGGUGCUAGUCCAUCAGAGGACCUGGUGCUAGUCCAUCAGAGGACCUGGACCCACGAUGAGACUGAAAUGAAAUGAACUCGUACUCAGACAGACGUUUGUCUCUGCUGUGAUCCUCAGGCCUUUAUAGACUUGUACAGACGUUUACACGUAACUGUAUUUAGAUAUCUAUUUUUGUAAAUAAAUGGAACUUUUUAUUUAAUAUCUCACUGUGUGCUUUUUAGAGCUUAUUGAAGUCAUUCUCUGUCCUUUCAACCCUCACUUUGGAUAAAGAAACGCCUAAACAAAGAAAAUGGAAAAAACAUAAGAAAGAGCAACUGAGAAGGAUCCUACGGACAACACAUGUCAUGUGUACCGAAUAACCAACGUAAUAAAAUAGAAAUAGAGAAUCCAGUUGACAAAAAUGAUACAUAGAAUGGGAACAAUUGUUGGAUUGGAUUGUUUUGACCUGGUUGAAGUGGCCGUAAUAUAAAAGGAGAUGGACUAUGAGAACAUUUAACAGCACACAAAGUAAAAACAUACAUACAUCAAAUUAAAAGAAUGCAGAAGACCUGCUCUGUAUCCAACACAAAGUUUGUUGCUUUUCAAGACAUCAAACCUUUGACUUCUCAAUAGCUUCUAAUUAAAGAACACACACAGCUAUAAUGAGUUGCCCGCAUUCUGAGGAUUACUCAUGUAAAAUACAGCAAGCUGCAAUAAUGCUGUAAUGGUGGAAAUGAUAUAACAUUAAAGCACGAUUAACACUCCACACAACAUUUUAACAGUAAUCAAAAGGAAAGAAAUUGCAUUUAUUUUAUUUUUCUCUCUUUCGGCGACCAUGUUUAAAAUGCAUGGCAGUGGUGGUGAAGUAAUUAGCAAUUAUGCUGCAAUGCUGCUCAUUGCCAGGCUAAUAUUAACGUCAUUCUCUGCACAGGUUGACAUCACUCCAUUAUAUCUAUCUUUACAUAGCAACAAGUUGUCUGCUGCUGUAUUGAUGCUCUGAGCGUUAAACACAGCUCUGAAUAUUGUAGAUUGCAGGUAAGAAUUUAGAAAUGUUCUUUGCAUAAAAGAGUGAAAACUGAGCCAAAGCCAUUGAGGGAUCCUCUGUGGUAUAUCCGUGUCUUGUAAUACAUGAACUCGGCACAAGAUGGUGUGUUAAGACAGACGUUGGCUCGGCGGAUGCAGCUGCGGCCUUCUGUUGCAUCCUAAGCUGCUGGAUGCAAACACAGUGGACCUGUGAGCCGGCAGAGCGUCUUCAGACAGGUUAACAUGACACGUGGUCACUUCACGGGUCCACUCCAGCACUCACUGCCUGGUGGAGAUCAAAUCAAUAGAGAUGCAGAACCCCCCUCCCCCCACUGCAGGGAGAACUGACAGAUUUAAAUUGAUUUUUAUUUUACGUUUGAAGAUAUGUUUGGCUUUUCACAAGCCACAGUAAAGCCAUCGUUCUGGCUGGAGAGCCACUGAAACCCCACAGGCCGGCGUCGAUGCCUAAUUCAAGGCCGACUGUGAAAUUGCAGAGAGGGCGAAGUGACAGCAGCCUGGUUCAGUGAGUUAUUGUGCAGAGAGGGGAAGUCAACUCGGAAAGUUGUGCCCUGAUUGAAGUGCUCUAUUAAUUGACAUGCAGAGGCGAGUUUUGUUUCUAUGGAGUGUGCUUUGUUUUUUGUUUUUUUCAAACGCUCUGUGCUGUUUGGAGGUUCUGGGGGAAUCGUUGACACAUCAACCCCAAACUUUUUGACAAGAAGCCUGUGAGGAUGGCCAAUUAAUUCCUUUUUUUUUCCUUCUUUUUCCGGGAGCUAAUUUGCAAUUCUGCAUUUGCCCCAGAGUUGUUGAACAUGAAGAUCAGGAGGGAGGCUGAAAGAGCGAAAUGGAGAGCUAAUGAAUAAUUCCUCCCUUUUUCUUUUACUGAAUGUCACUCACACACACACACGCACACUUCCGUUUCACUCAUUACUGUAAUACACAGGAAGAGCGUGCAGCAGAGGAAGUGUUUGAUGCUGGGAACUCAGGUAUGUGUUCAGCCCAUAUUAAACAGCAGCACUCAGGUGUAAUUGACUAAUAGGUCCUGUGGGAUGUAUGGAACCGGAAGAGAGGAGAGAGGGGAUGCUGGGUUUCUAUAGUGUAACAAAACCAUCACUCACACCUCGCAUCUCAACACCGCUGCUGAUAACGCAGUGUUUGCAUUCAGGCACAAACAUUGUUUUUCAAGCGCUGGUCAGUUUAGAGGUUUGGGGCUGUUGAGCUUCUAUAACAUGCCUUCUUUCAGAUAGUGGAAAUAACACAUCCACAAUACACAUUUAGUUGUUUAUUUUACUACGUUGUCUAUUUGCGUCUGUAGAUUUCUCCUAAAUUCACCAAACGUUACCAUUAGAUAAUGCCUCAUUUUCAUUUCUGAUAUCUCAAUUUUGUACCCUACUCACCUGUUACGUCAUAUUCAUAUCUUUAAAUGCCAUCUUCUCUAAAUGAGUUUUUUCUCAGACUCUGAUGCAGCAAUCUCCACUUCAGUAGCUCUUACAUGCACCAAACUUUACACUUUCAUUCCUCUCUAUAGUCUGAAGGUUUGUACUGAGGGGUUUGUUCAUAUAUCAUUCACAGCCUGAUUUAUGCUACAUUUAUUACUAAAAACAUGGUGGGAAUAGAUUGUUUUUGAUGUCUGUUGACAGCACUUUCUGAUUUAUGGAAUGAUACAAAGAGAUAUCCAACAUUUCCUCUGUAAAAUCCUUUGACUCUAAUAUGAUAACAAAAUAAAACAUACAUUUGGGCUUUACAGAUUAUAUUUAGUAGAUCAUGCCCUACAUUAUUUAAGUGUAACAUUUCAGAAAACUUGUCAUUCAAAAAACAUUUGUCUUGAUGUAAGUAAUCAACUGGGGAAGUUUCAUGGUGAUAUCUAUUAGUUAAAAUAUUUACCCUAUUCACCUGUAGUGUAUCCUAUUCAAUAUUUCUGUAUAAACUGUUGGUGUGUGUGUGUGUGUGUUACAGUCACACGUAGAAGAGGAAAGACAACGUAUUGAAUGAAUGAAUUAUCAGCUUCACAGUGUAAACGCCUGUGUUUUGGGAGUUAGUGAUGAAGUGGAUGUAGACAGAAUGGAAAUUCUGAUUCCGAUUCCGUUUUAAUUAUCGUGGGCACACGUUGGUUUUCACACAUACUGUAUAACCGUCUUCCUAUUCUGAGGUGGCAUCAGCUGCUAAUGAGUGUUUUCCAUCUGCAGACAAACCCCCUUGCAGCUCACAAGUAUUGCCAAUAACUGCAACAUCAGUCUCUAUUGAUGGUGUUGAUUGGGACAAAUAUAUAUCGCAGCUCGCAGCCAACUUUGGCGUAUUACUGUGCCGUGUUUGUUUUAUUAUGCCUUGUGGUCAAAGACGGAAUUUCAUUGAGAAAUAAUUUCUGUUUUUACUAAAUAUGUGUGUGGAGAGUAAGUACCAUUUUAGUUUAUUGAGGUCCCAAAAUUCCUUGAGGAUGCUGGUUUGGUUUCUGUUUUUACAACAAUUAAUUAAAAAAAGCAACCUUUUGAAAAUCAAA
Molecule: messenger RNA, 6458 nt
Organism: Anarrhichthys ocellatus (wolf-eel)
Lineage: Eukaryota; Metazoa; Chordata; Actinopteri; Perciformes; Anarhichadidae
Gene: cep76
Product: centrosomal protein 76
Exons: 13
Coding region: 776-2770 (664 amino acids)
Biological process (GO): regulation of centriole replication
Cellular component (GO): centriole
Source: RefSeq, a predicted model, not a curated record